Lindgomyces ingoldianus is the source of this 1876-nucleotide messenger RNA. RefSeq names its product camp-dependent protein kinase A regulatory subunit. NCBI's taxonomy places the organism in Eukaryota, Fungi, Ascomycota, Dothideomycetes, Pleosporales, Lindgomycetaceae. Gene Ontology annotation, cellular component: nucleus; cAMP-dependent protein kinase complex. The coding region runs from base 168 to 1556 and encodes 462 amino acids. The transcript has a single exon. Gene Ontology annotation, biological process: regulation of protein phosphorylation. The record is from RefSeq and is a predicted model, not a curated record. Gene Ontology annotation, molecular function: cAMP-dependent protein kinase regulator activity.
UCAUGCCAUUGCCAUCCUUCGUGCCUUGAAUCGCCCUCCUGCAUUGUUCUCUCACCUGCUCGCGCCGUCUGCUCGCUUCGACCCCAGUUCCACACUGCAUCAUCCCUGCGCCCCUCGCGAACCACACGUCAAAGAGCUGCGAGCGACAACCCCUCACCACGACCUCAAUGUCGCUCCCUCCCGACUACUCUAAUGAGAUAUCUGCCCUCAACCGCGAAGUCCUGAAAGCAAAGCCCCAAGACGUCCUCCAGUUCUGCGCAAACUUCUUUCUGCGCCGUCUAGAGUCGCAGCGUGCCGAGUUCCUGCUCUCCCAGCACCAUUCCAGCCAGAAAGGCGGUGGCAUGGCCGAGAGCACCUUUCCCGGCAACAACCCCUUUGGCACACCACCCAGCGCUGGCCUUGCAACUAGUGGCAUGCACCGCCUCGAAGAAGAGGAAGAAAACGACACCAUCGCUUCACCUACCGCAGCAUCCUUCGCGCCUUCCGACAUGGACAAGGCCCAAUCAAGCACCAAGGGCGACAGCACCUUCGGCAACUUCGCGUUCGGCGGUUCUGCGAAGUCGUCCAGAGCGACGGCACCAACGGCCAUCAGCGCUAUGGACAAUCAGAGCUUCCCCAGCAAUUAUAACAUGAACAGGCGCACCUCCGUCUCCGCCGAGUCCCUCAACCCCGCCUCCUCCCUUAACGACAAUUGGACCCCACCGUAUCAUCACAAGUCCGCAGAUCAACAGAAUCGCCUGAAAGCCGCAGUUGCCGGCAACUUCCUCUUCUCCCACCUCGACGACGAACAGUCGGCACAAGUCUUAGGUGCACUGCAGGAGAAGCCAAUACCAACAAAGGGGAUUAAAGUCAUUCAGCAAGGCGACGUGGGGGACUACUUCUACGUGGUCGAGAAUGGCUCCUUUGACAUUUACAUUAAUAAGUCAGGAAAGCUGGAAGCUGGUCCCGACGGGCUCGGGACAAAAGUAGGCAGCGUUGGCCUAGGCGGUUCAUUUGGUGAACUUGCCCUAAUGUAUAAUGCCCCUCGCGCUGCGACGAUUGUGUCGACCGAACAAUCCACUCUGUGGGCCUUGGAUCGUGUAACAUUCCGCCGCAUUCUUAUGGACAGCGCCUUCCAGCGACGCCGGAUGUACGAGGGCUUCCUCGAAGAAGUUCCUCUUCUCUCAUCCUUGACACCAUAUGAACGCUCCAAAAUCGCCGACGCUCUCGAAACCCGAAAGUAUCCCGCAGGCACCACGAUCAUCAAAGAAGGCGACGUGGGCGAGUCUUUCUACAUCCUCGAAUCUGGAGAGGCCGAGGUCUAUAAGCGUGGGGUAGACAAGGCUGUCAAUCGAUACAAGAAGGGAGACUAUUUCGGUGAACUAGCAUUGCUCAACGAUGCUCCCCGCGCAGCUUCUGUUGUUAGUACUUCAGAAGUGAAGGUCGCGACCCUUGGAAAAGACGGCUUCCAACGACUCCUCGGGCCUGUGGAGGGUAUCAUGAGGCGGAACGAUCCAAGCAAAUCCGGCGUGGUGGGCGACGGUGAUAGCGUCGAUCCUCUAGCCAAGGGAGCAUGAGGAUCGCGGUAAAAUACUGUUUCUGCAGACCGGGUUUUUGGUAUGGUUGCUUCGGUGUGGGUAGAGUGUAUGGUAACAGGCGGGUUUCAUCAAUUGGAUAGGGCCUGGGUGAGAGACCUAGUGUGGUUUCGAAUUGCUUGAGCGGAGGAACCCAAGAUUCUCGUUGAAUUCUUGCUCUCACUGUUCCUAGCGUUUCCGCAUGUAUUCCUACUCUUCCCUACUAUCACUAAAUAUCGCUUAUCGCAGGGAAAAGGAGGUAGGAGUGGAUAAUCUCGGGCAAGGCUGGGGUUUUCGUGGGCUGGUCAAUUACCUAUACUCCA